Messenger RNA from Caenorhabditis bovis, 375 nucleotides. NCBI's taxonomy places the organism in Eukaryota, Metazoa, Nematoda, Chromadorea, Rhabditida, Rhabditidae. The record is from the annotation of a GenBank genome assembly.
AUGAACAAUUUCAAAUUUGUUCUGACUUUCGCGGUUUUUGGAGUUGCAAUGACAUUGGAAUGCUAUACUGGCUACACAUACUUAGCUGCACAAUCAGUUGGGACUACGAAAGAAACAUGCAAGCAUGCAACUGAUUAUUGCUAUAAUAUGACCGCUGAUAUUUCAUCCCUUAGCGAAGUAAAAGGCGGAGGAUGCUCGUCCACAAGAUGCUUCCUCGCUCGCAACAAAUGCAUUAAACAAAUUGUCGCAGGAAAACAAAUUCAAUUUUGCUGUUGUAACACUGGAGACUUGUGUAAUUCAAAAUUGACGAAUCUCGGAUUUUUUGAAAAAUCGAAACAACGAGCUAAGGAUUUGUUUGAUAUGUUGAGAGGAUAA